GAUUCGGCCUCCUGCUCAUUGAAGGGGGAAAAAAAGAGGAAAUUGUGCGAGAGUGAUUUUUUUUGUUUCUCGGAGCAAAGAAAAACGCACCCCGACCUGGAGAGUUGAGUUUUAUUUUGUUUUUUUCUAUAUGUAUCCAUCUGUAUUUACCUAUCCAUAAACAUUUAUAAUCGAUCUGGAGAGAGAGGGAAGGGCUGGAUUUAUUUGCAAACCACAGGAAGAAGAAAAUACAAGAGAGAGAGGGGUUUGGUGCAACGCCGCGAUCACGGUUGUCUGCAUUUGUGAAGCUGUUGGUUCCAUUUGCAGUAUCAGUCAGUCCUGAGAGAAUGAAGGGAUUGCUGUGUCCCACCUGCUGAGCAUGUUGUUCUGGACAAAGAUGAAGCCUAUAAAAGGAAAGGAAGAAAAGAGCAGUAUCUUCUUCUGCAGCUUUCACCUUGUUGUUUGAACGAGUUCAGUUUUCAAGACCCCUGUCUUUCUAAGGACCUGCAAGUCCGGGAUUUCAGAUGUGUUCUAAGCCUGCUGGAGUGAUCACUCUUCAGGGUACUGAUGGAGACAAGAGCUCAGAAUGGCAGUGGGUCGCAGUCCUUGCUACAGGUUCAUCGUGACAGUGGGAGGCAGCAUGGAGAAUCUGACGUGAGAGAUGUUCUGACGCAACAGGUUCAUGUGUUGUCUUUGGACCAGAUCAGGGCCAUCCGCAAUACAAAUGAGUACACAGAGGGACCUACAGUGGCUCCAAGACUGGGUGUUAAACCUUCCCCUCGUCCAGCUGCCCAGCAGAAAAAUGAAAGACUGCAUGGCUUGUCUGAGCAUCGUCAUUUUAGAUUCCAGCAUCCGCAGAUACACACUUCUCCUCGGGCGCCUCUGUCCCGUUCCAUUAGCACAGUCAGCACAGGUUCACGGAGCAGUACAAGGACAAGUACAAGCAGUAUCUCAUCUGAACACAGACUUUUAGGAUCAUCUUCUGGGCCUGUUGCUGAUGGGAUAAUCCGGGUGCAGCCCAAGUCUGAGCUCAAGUCAAGUGAGCUGAAGCCUCUGAGCAAAGACGACCUGGGCAUGCAUGCCUAUAGGUGUGAGGACUGUGGGAAAUGUAAGUGUAAGGAGUGCACUUAUCCAAGGACCCUCCCAUCAUGUUGGAUCUGUGACAAGCAAUGUCUUUGCUCAGCCCAGAACGUGGUUGAUUAUGGGACUUGUGUUUGCUGCGUGAAGGGCCUCUUCUAUCACUGUUCUAAUGAUGAUGAGGACAACUGUGCUGACAACCCGUGCUCUUGCAGUCAGUCACAUUGCUGCACUAGGUGGUCUGCCAUGGGUGUUGUGUCUCUAUUUUUGCCUUGCUUGUGGUGUUACCUACCAGCCAAGGGUUGCCUUAAAUUGUGCCAGGGGUGUUAUGACCGGGUAAAUAGGCCUGGAUGCCGCUGUAAGCACUCAAACACCGUUUGCUGCAGAGUUCCAAAUGUCCCCCCUAGGAACUUUGAAAAGUCAACAUAGCAUCACUAAUCAGGAGUACUAAAGUAAUAAGAAUUAUUUUAACAUACAUAUGCAACCAACUAAACAGCUGUAAUUUUGGCACUGUAGUAGGAGGGUUGGGGAUAUACUUUGUUGUUUGCGGUGAAAUGCUUUUCUGUGUGUGCCAUCUUAACUGAUAUGCUUGUUAGAACCCAUCUAAUGGAGCUCAAAAAUGGGAUACAGUACUUUGUGAUCCACAUAUUGCAUAAGCUAAAGCAACGUAGACACUCCUAGGCAACUCUGUCAUUUGUGAAUAGUACUUGCAAGAUUUGUAAAUUAGUUAAUGACUCCUUUUUCUGCCAGAGAUAAUGUUCUAUAUUUUUGUAUAUACGAUAAUAUUUUCAACUGUGAAAAACAAGUGGUGUCAUAGAACAUGGCACGGUCACAAAAUAUACUAAUAUGUUGUACAUUCGGAAGAAUGUGAAUCAAUCAGUAUGUUUUUAGAUUGUAUUUUGCCUUACGGAAACCCUCUAUUACAAGACUCUGAUUUCCCUUUGGACUUCAUGUAUAUUGUACAGUUACAGUAAAAUUCAGCCUUUAUUUUCUAAUUUUUUCAACAUAUUGUUUAGUGUAAAGAAUAUUUAUUUGAAGUUUUAUUAUUUUAUAAAAAAAGAAAUAUUUAUUUUAAGAGGCAUCUUACAAAUUUCAUCCCUUUUAUGAGAACGUCAUAGUUGCUGCAAAUAAGGGGUGACAGAUGCAUAUGUUCACUAUAAAAUAGAAAAAUAUAUUAACGUUUGAAAUUAAA
Molecule: messenger RNA, 2248 nt
Organism: Gavialis gangeticus (Gharial)
Lineage: Eukaryota; Metazoa; Chordata; Crocodylia; Gavialidae
Gene: SPRY2
Product: sprouty RTK signaling antagonist 2
Exons: 4
Coding region: 547-1485 (312 amino acids)
Biological process (GO): animal organ development; multicellular organism development; negative regulation of fibroblast growth factor receptor signaling pathway
Cellular component (GO): cytosol; membrane
Source: RefSeq, a predicted model, not a curated record